Molecule: messenger RNA, 1393 nt
Organism: Penicillium brasilianum
Lineage: Eukaryota; Fungi; Ascomycota; Eurotiomycetes; Eurotiales; Aspergillaceae
Source: the annotation of a GenBank genome assembly
GCGGAUUGAUCACCCGCAGCUGACUCCUGCGAACCUGGACAAACCUUGGAACACGAUCGCGCGGCUGAUUCCGCUUUGUUUGGUUCCUUGCUUUGAGUGGAUUCUGUCUUCCAGCAUUUCAUCUCUUUUCUCUUUCUUUCUUCUCCCUUAUUCUCUACAAAUUUUACUCCCCCGCAGUUUAGCAACUGCAUUCCUUCGGCCCUCCCGAUCAUGCUCAUGCGAACGGUCGGCCCCGCUCGCCUCAACCCCGCGCCAUGAGCUCCUCCCUCGAGGCCAAGAUAGUCGUGCUCGGCGCACAAGGCGUCGGCAAAACCUCCCUCGUCCAGCGCUACGUCCGCAACGCCUUCAACCCGUCCACCACCACUUCCACCGUCGGCGCGUCGUUUGUCACCAAGCGCGUCCUCGACACCACAUCCGACACUACCGUCCGCCUCCAAAUAUGGGACACGGCCGGCCAAGAGCGCUUCCGUUCGAUAUCGCGCCUCUACUACCGCGGCGCACACGCCUGCCUCCUCUGCUAUGACAUCACCGACGAAAACAGCUUCCAGGAAAUGGCCGGCUGGCUCCGCGAGUUGAGGCGGAAUAUCGGCGGGCCCGAGGGCGAUGCCGACCCCCUCGUGAUUCACGUCGUCGGUACCAAGAGCGAUAUCGUUGCCGAGGAUCCGGGCAAGAGACGCGUUCCGUUUGAGCGGACGAUCGCGUACGUCGCCGAGCAGUUGUACCCGAGUCGUGCUUCGACGCCGCCGCCUACCGCGGGCAUGGGCAGUAUGAGCAUGGGGAUGGGGAUGGGCCUUGGGUUUGGGUCUGGUGUUUUUGGAGCCGGUGCGCCUGCGAUCAGUCCCGGUGUGCUACAGAGUCCGGAUAGUAAACGGAGUUCUGCGUUUUGGGGCCAGGAGAUUGGGUGGGAUUGUUGUCAUGAGAUCAGUGCGAAGGAUGGAGAGGGUAUUGAUGAGGUUUUUCGUGUGAUUACGCGGAAGCUGGUUGAACAGCGGAAUCGACGUGAUGUCGAACUUGCAUUGUCGGCCGUCGGUACACCCGGGAUUGAUGUCCCCAUCGGUCCGUUUACACCGGGCCUCGUUGAUGGAGGGGGUAGUUUCAGACUUGGAUAUGGUGAUAAGCGACGCAGUUGGUUGGGACUGGCGACACCGACUGUAGGUGAAGCGGAGGAGGUACAGGUGAUGAGCACCGCGAAGAAACGUGGACGGUGCUGUUGAUUUUGGUCUUUCUUGUUUGAUUUGCGUUUUGGCUUUGCUCAAACAUUUUGCGAUGAUAUCUCCGGGGGGUGGGCUGCAUUUAAAGACGGGCGUUUUCUCGUUCGGCGCUGGAUCUGUUGAUUUAUUGAUCUCUUAAUACUGACUUUGCCUUUGCUUGAAUAUCAUUCAUACAUCUACAA